Cynocephalus volans (Philippine flying lemur) is the source of this 692-nucleotide messenger RNA. It is a transcript of the gene LSM3, whose product is annotated as LSM3 homolog, U6 small nuclear RNA and mRNA degradation associated. Gene Ontology annotation, cellular component: U4/U6 x U5 tri-snRNP complex; precatalytic spliceosome; P-body. Lineage: Eukaryota; Metazoa; Chordata; Mammalia; Dermoptera; Cynocephalidae. Gene Ontology annotation, molecular function: RNA binding. Gene Ontology annotation, biological process: P-body assembly; mRNA splicing, via spliceosome. The transcript is spliced from 4 exons. The record is from RefSeq and is a predicted model, not a curated record. Bases 56 to 364 code for a protein of 102 amino acids.
ACGGAGGCGCUCGCGUGUUCUCGCGAGAGGCGGGAAAAGGCUCAGUGUUUGAAACAUGGCAGACGACGUGGACCAGCAACAAACUACCAACACCGUAGAGGAGCCCCUGGAUCUCAUCAGGCUCAGCCUGGAUGAGCGAAUUUAUGUGAAAAUGAGAAACGACCGAGAGCUUCGAGGCAGAUUACAUGCUUAUGAUCAGCAUUUAAAUAUGAUAUUGGGAGAUGUGGAAGAAACUGUGACAACUAUAGAAAUUGAUGAAGAAACGUAUGAGGAGAUAUAUAAAUCAACGAAACGGAAUAUUCCGAUGCUCUUUGUCCGUGGAGAUGGUGUUGUGCUAGUUGCUCCUCCGUUGAGAGUUGGCUGAAACAAUCUAUCCUGUAUGGGAAAAAGGAGACUUUGUACAGUUGCCUCUUUAAAUGUACAAAACAUUCAAAAGACAAACCUGCGUAUGUUUUAAUAUUGAGAAAUAACCCAAGGAUUCUCCCAUUCCUGAAAUGGGUCGAUUUGCAGAUAACUUAGAACUUCUUGAACUAAAUGGCAUUUUUGUUUUUCUCCAACCAUUGCAAUGAACGUGAGCACCAAGAUGCAAAACUCUUUUUCAGGAGUUGGUUUGCUUCAUUGUUCUUACAAGCAAUUUCUGAUUUUUUUUUUUUCUUAAAUUAAAUUUGAUGUUUCCUUUUCGAUUUUUUUAA